Molecule: messenger RNA, 1935 nt
Organism: Lytechinus pictus (painted urchin)
Lineage: Eukaryota; Metazoa; Echinodermata; Echinoidea; Temnopleuroida; Toxopneustidae
Product: glutathione S-transferase omega-1-like
Exons: 5
Coding region: 446-1174 (242 amino acids)
Biological process (GO): glutathione metabolic process
Cellular component (GO): cytoplasm
Molecular function (GO): glutathione transferase activity; glutathione dehydrogenase (ascorbate) activity
Source: RefSeq, a predicted model, not a curated record
CUACUUCUACGAUCCGAUUGAUUGCGCAUGCAUCAAAAUGCACAAUCAAGCUAAGCGUACACAGUACAAUUAAGCGAACCUUCGCUUCACAUGUCUACGUACGUACGUGUGCACAGUUUGCUAAGGCGGGUAAUGCCCCGGGGUAAUGCGCGGGGUACGCGGGCACCGAUGGAUGGACCCCAAGAUGGACUAUGAACGCCCGGACAUAAUCAAUCAUAUUAGAUUAAGAAUGACUGGGCAUAUUUUCUAGGCCAGGGUUCGUGUAAACACAGUUUACCGGCCUCGUAUUAUUACAAUUCAGUCUCAGCUGUCGUCCAUCGCCAUCGCCCACCGCGACCGGUCUCCGAUAGAUUCUACUCGCCUGUGCGUUUAACAUACCACGGCUUUUACUUUAGGCAGACUUAUCAUCAGUUUAUUGUUUGUUUUCCCUUUAAACUUAAGCAAAAUGCCAGCAGAACAUCAUUUCAAAACAGGAGAGACUCUGCCAGCCCUAAAGCCAGGGGUUCUUCGUCUCUACAGUAUGGCCUUUUGUCCUUAUGCUGAGAGGACAAGAUUGGUAUUGGCAGCAAAGGAUAUUGACUAUGAGUUGGUGAACGUGAACACAUACAAGAAGCCAGAGUGGUACUUUGACAAGAACCCUGAUGGUCUGGUCCCAACUCUAGAAUUGGAUGACAAACUGAUCCAGGAAUCGCUUGUCACCUGUGAGUAUCUAGAUGAGGCUUACCCAGACACCCCUAUGUACCCAGCAGAUGCUUACCUCAAAGCCAGGGAUAAAUUAUUCAUUCAGAGAUUUGGAAAUUCCAUUCCAGCCUUUUAUCGCUCAGCAAAAGAGAAGGGAAAGAAUGAAGAGUUAAGAACUACACUACUCAAACAUAUGAACUCGAUUGAAGAUGAGCUGCAGAACAGGGGAACACCCUUUUUCUUUGGUUCUUCACCAGGUAUGGUUGACUAUGCUAUCUGGCCAUUCAUCUAUCGAAUCCCUUCCUCUAUGGCUCUUGGAUCCGGUGGUCUUCCAGAAUCAUUGGUUUUAUUGCAUCAGUGGAUAGAUCGAAUGCGUAAACAUGAAAUUAUAGCUCCUAGAAUAAUGGAAGAUGAAGCUUUGGUUGAAUUCAGCACUCAUUACCGUACACCUGGGAGUAGAUUUGAUGAGAUUCAAACCAAAUCUGUCAAGUAAAUUAAGAGUGACAAAAGUAUUGUAAUUGUGGAAUUUUCAGCCAGUCUAACAAUUCUGAAAUAUAAAAAUGAAAUGACAUAGUUUUAAUUAUGAAAAUGAUAAAGAUAAACCUUGUCAUUGAUGUUCACCAUUCCCUUGAACUAAAAAGAUUAGGGUCCAAUAACAGAAAUUGGUUUUCGUAUUGAAGUAAAAGAUUAUGUUUGAAAGCAAAGACCUUUGCAUUUAAGAUUUACCUGAUUACAUAAAUAAGCAUAUUUUUUUUAGAAAAGGCAAUUUCUAUUUUUAGUGGGUUGUAUUCAGUGACAGAUCCUAGUAGUGUCUGCCCCCUCAAAUUUUCACAGUAUAGGUUAUCCCCUCUGCACUGUAGUGUUAUUCUUGCUUCAUUUGCCUACUAAGAAAACAGUUGAAAAUACAUUUUUUUAUCUUUAUGAAUUACAAUAAUCAAUUUAAAAAACUUGUAUGCUUUGAAAUGUACUAUAUCCAUAAUUCCUUUGUUUCUUAGCAAUGUUUUAAUGAUAUGAAUGUUAAUAGAUUGAUAUUUGCUAUUCUCAUGGGCAUAUAUAAUUAAUGAUCAAGAUGUAUUCAUGUGCCUGAUUCAUAAAUCUGUUUAAAAGUUACAGGCAACAGGUGGUCCUUUCUUGUGGUAAGUGAUACACACCAAAUAUGUAUUGGUGUUGAUGUAAAAAUAGAAUAGAAAUAUCACUGAAGAAAUAAGAAUUGAGAAAAUUCCAUCAAAGAUUAAAAAGUUAUUCGAAUUUUGA